This is a messenger RNA of Puntigrus tetrazona (Sumatra barb), 6849 nucleotides long. It is a transcript of the gene paqr4a, whose product is annotated as progestin and adipoQ receptor family member IVa. The transcript has 3 exons. The coding region runs from base 1765 to 2583 and encodes 272 amino acids. The record is from RefSeq and is a predicted model, not a curated record. NCBI's taxonomy places the organism in Eukaryota, Metazoa, Chordata, Actinopteri, Cypriniformes, Cyprinidae. Gene Ontology annotation, molecular function: signaling receptor activity. Gene Ontology annotation, cellular component: membrane.
UAUAAGAUGCAGUGUCUGUCAAAUAGACUAUAAUGCAAUCUCGAUACUACAAUAUAAAAAAAUAAAUGUAUUUUAGCGGCGAAAAUAUCUAAAAGGCACAAAUUGAAUCGUUCCUGUCCUCGCGCCACCCCCGGCUCGUCCCAGUUGGUCCAGACUGGAUUAGAGCGCUGCAGCAUCAGCGGAUGAUCAGGAGUGAAGGCCGGGCCGCUGCGCCCCUCCACCAGCCGCAUGCUCCCGCACACCGGCAUCAGUCAGCCAGUAAGAAAUGCGCCGGGCAUUGUAGGGGAUAUUAACCUUUCUUUGGCAUAGACGCUUAUCAGAAACGGAUCUCCUCAGCAUAGCACUCGUUUAAAACUCUGCUUGAUGAAAUCACUGCAAGCUAGCAGCAACAUCACUUGGCAGCACAGGGGAGACGUGCUCCCGCGAGCUGAGCCCCGUACAUUCCUCCGUUCGCUGGAUGACAAAUGCCAAGCCUCCGCAUGGAGAUAUUUUAGUCGGAGCAUGGGGGUUUUGCGGGAAUGCGUGCGCCGCUGCUCGGGAAGACCGGUUGUGAUGUUUAACCGCUGCUAAAACGUUGACUGUGGAGCUCGUGUGUUUUUGCAGUCAGCACAAUCAAGGUGACGGCAGCUAGCCCGUUAGCUCGCGAGCUAUCCGGUUAGUGUGAGACAGGGAACAGAAAACGCGACGAGUGCGUUUGACAUCGAAAUAUCGCUAUUGAAUAAAUGAAAAACGAGAGCAGGCGAUAAACGUGGGCACUUUUUCUUUGCACGGUGCACUUCUUUAACGGAUAACAGUGCUCGUCGCUGACGAGGAGCAGAUGCCAGGACAUGCUUGAUACAUUCUGGGGGAAUAACAAAAAAAAAACUUGACAUAUCUAUCUGUAAUAUUGCAUAUCAAACUCGCGUGCUUUUUUAAUCAGCUGAAUAUUUUCAUAUUAACCCCCUAAACCCCGUGGGACGUCUUAUCGAUUCUGGCACUGUACGGUGUAUUAGGUGACUGCUUAUAAUCGGUGCCAAGCAAUAUUGUCGUAUCAUCACUAUAUUAAAAGCAUACUUGUAUUUAUUCAGAGAAAAAUACACCUGCUUUGUUCAGGUGCUGUGUAUAGUUUUUUUUUUUUUUUUUUUGCAACACACGGGUCUCACAAUCAGAGCGCCGGUAGCCUAAAAAUCAGAGUGGAUGCCAAAGCUCGGGACGGACAGUUGAUGACGGCGAUGAUUCACUCUACGGGAAUAUGAGGAAGUUACUCUGAACCGAGCACACGGCUUCGCGUUCACGAAACCCCUGCCGUUCCCGAUGGUGAAAUUAGCCGGCGGCUGUUUGAUGAGCAGCAAAGGAAAGCCACCUCUCCUCGGGUCGCCUCUGAAGUCGAGCUGACAGAAGCUGGUGGGGUUAGUCUGAAAAGGCUGGAGCAGGGUGUGACCGCACUUCGUUUAAAUGUUACAUGCAGCACUGUAUAGAACAGCGAAGCUCACUAUGAACGCAGCCUGGAAUUUCUACGUCAAUCCGUGUGGAUGACGCCGCCGCCGCCGCCAACGUUCCAAAUCAAAACGUCGCCGAGGCAAAAGUUGCUUUUUAAAAUAGUUCGUUUCGGCUAAAGAGCAGCAGGUCUGUUAGCCAUGUAGCUGGCUGCACAUGACCGGACUGCACUUCUCCGACUAAUGUCUAGGGUGUCGGGUCUUUUUUUAGUCUGUGUUGUGAGUGUACGUGUAGAUGUAUAGAGUAGUUAUUUUAGCGUCGUCGUCGUCGUGACACUUUCUGGUUGCUAUGGCAUUUUUAAACGGCCCCAGACUGCUGGACUGGGCAAACUCUCCUCCACAUUUACAGUUCAACAAAUAUGUCCUGACUGGCUAUAGACCCAUCUCCUCCGUCCAGGAGUGUAUCAAGAGUCUCUUCUAUCUGCACAAUGAGCUGGGGAACAUCUACACACACGGAAUCCCUCUGCUCUGUUUCCUGGUGCUUCUCCCGCUCAACAUCCCCUGGACACAGAUCAGCGUGACGUGGCUCGGCGUGGUGCAUUUCCUGGCCUGCCUGUCACCGCAGCUGGGCUCAGUGGUCUACCACCUCUUCAUGAACCAUGAGGGCGGCGAGCCCGUCUACAAAACCCUGCUCACGCUAGAUAUGUGCGGAAUCUGCAUGAUCAACACGCUAGGAGCUCUGCCCAUCGUGUACAGCACUCUUCUCUGCUACCCCUUCACCCGCACAGUGGCUCUGCUGAUGUACAUCCUGCUCUCCAGUUACGCCAUCUACUGUGCCAUCACAGCUCGCAGCAGAGUGCGCCGUCUGCGUUCCUUCGCCUGGCAGGCGCUUUUCCGCUUCUCAUUUUUCCUUCUGCGCUGGGUAGGUGUGGGCGGAGGAAGUCCCACCUCGCUGCGUCACUUUCUCACCAUGGAUGCACUAGCGGUGUUGGGCGGUGUCAUCAAUAUCACGCGAAUCCCCGAGCGCUUCCGCCCGGGCCUCUUUGACUACUGGUGCAACAGCCACCAGAUCAUGCAUGUGCUGGUGGUGGUGUCCAUACUGUACCUACACUGGGGGGUGCUGGACGACUUACUGUGGAUCAACACGUAUCACUGUCCCUCAGACUGACAGUGGCCCCUGCUAGUCUGGAAUCAUGGGUAAUAGGGCGUAAAGACCUCUUUUAGUAAUGAGAUGUUUGGGGGUGCGACGUAAUUGGGCAAGGAGUGGUUUGGGGUGGGGGGGAGGCUGUUGUGCUUUGUAUAUAAAUGUGUGCACGAAAGUCCAUAAGAAGUGUUUUACAUGUUUUUUAGGAGACACCAGUGCCAGCUUUGACACACAUGCUUGUUUGUGCCGUCAGUAGCCAGAAUGUACAUAUCUGCGUUUGCAUAAACAUUGUCUGUGCAUGGCACUGUUUAGAUCUGCUAGCUCAAACAAAGGCUAUUUAUUUAUUUAUUUUGGUUUGAGACCUACACAUUCUAUAGGCGCACACACAUGCACAUAUGGGGUCUGACAUUAUUUGAUGUCAUGUGUUCACCAGCGUUUAAAGCAUUUAAUAAAUAAUCUCUAAAUUUAGUUGUAGCUGAACAGUGAGAGACGUGAUCGAGCCCUCAAAUGAUUGGCUCUCGAAAAGUAAGAUUUUACGCAUCGCGUAAUCUGAAAUUCGUUGUACAAAAUAGCAUGGCUUUUACGAAAACUAAUUAUAGUUUAUCUCUAUUUUGCUGGUGACAAACAAAGAUCACCGGUGCAGAAAUGAUGUAUGCACCUCCAACUUUUAACUUAUUACUCUAUUGCAGACUAUGCAGCAUAUCAGAUGUUACAGCAGUGCUAAGACCACACACACACACACUCACACACACGUACUGUAAGCCCAGGUCUGAGAGCAACAUUUACUGGAAAUACUUGAGUUGAUUUUUACUUGUUUUAUCACACUUUUUUUGUUGUCUCUCUGUUCAGGUCCACAUUUCCCACAUUCUCACUCCGAUACCUGUAAGUGAAGGGUGAAGGGAUCAUUCCUUGGUUUGUAGCCUAGCCAUUUUUUACGUUUACUGGCUGGUUAAAGUUGCUGAGUGCCCAUUUUAUUUUUUAGCGCCCUCUGUGACUUUGAUCAUGUUUGUUAACAUCUAAGGGGCAUUCAUUCAGUGCGGUUUUUAACAGGAGCAUGACUUUAAUAAUACCCUGGGAAGCAUUUGACGUUGCCUGCAGAACAUAUUGUUUCUGCUGUGCCGCAGAACAGACGAUUCAGCCUCGUACACUCGCGGUUUUAAUAUCCUAAUCUGUAGUUUGGAAGAUUGGACUUUGUACCGGUCUAAAUUAGAUUUCAUUUCUUCCUGACCUUUAACCUCAAUUAUCUAUGUAACCUUGGAUUCGAGACAAGGCAAAUUAUUUUCUUAAUGGCGUGCUGUUUGCACAAAGGCUUCAAUUCUCUGCUGGCCAUCCUCGUCCACUGUGCACCUGAUGUUCCCGCUCAUCAGAUGUGGCAGAUGAAUAUUAGACUCCAGAAUGGAGCAAUAUUACGCAUGCCAAUACACUAUGAAUUCCCCAAUGAAGACUACGGGAUUAUUGGUACUGCUCACUUGUGCUAAAUUAAUGCUAUACAUGCAGAUUAUUUAAGUCCCCGGUAAUAGGAUGAACUUGAUUGGAUAUAAUUCAUAAUGACCCCUCCGAUUUAAGAAGAGUUGCCAAAAGACUUCAGGUUUAACAGAGCUGUUUAGAGACUAAAGCUAAACUUUAUAUAUACUUUAGAAUGUGAUAAACAUAAACUAAAACAGCUCUUAUUGCAGAUUGCACUAUGGAGACGUUGUUCCAAAUCAGCUGUAUUAUGCUGUUUUUGGAUUUAUUAGCUUUGCACACUAAUAUACUACUGAUCAAAACAAACCAAGGAUGACACUUUUAACCCUUCCAUGCUCACAAGUUUUAAAGAACUGACAAACAAAUAACACUGACACUUGACUGACACUUUUAGUGAGGCCGGUCGUUCAUUUCAAUUACUCACUCUCCAUAUCAUUAUUUAUUAUAUUUAGAUUGUUGCUUUGACAUUUGUCAAUGUUUGAAGAUUUUAUUUUAAUGCUACCACUACUGUUUUUUUUUUAAUAUUUAUGUAUCAUUUUAACCAGUUGGGGAUCAUGUGUCUUUACACAACUACAGUACUCUAGAGAGAUCAGACCUAUUAGUGUAGAACCAGUGCAUGUUAGGUAGAAUGUUGCUCAGAUGUAUCUGACAAACACUUACACAUACUCUAUGCCAAAUUAGAUGUGUUAGGGCCUCAGGUGUCGAGCACGACGGUCCUGAUCUUAGCAGACCAGGGUGGUUUUAAAAGCAAACCACUAUAGUCCCUCAGAAUUGGGGAACGUUUACCCAGACCCCUUUAAUGCUAUUAAAUGAUAAACAUUAGACUCUGCAAUCAAGUGGUGCAUGUAAUAUUAGUAAACCAAUCCCCUUAAAACACAACAUGCGAUUCCUAAUGCUUGCGCGAUGCAUCCACUGACAUAUGUGCUUAAUGUGCAGUAACGGAGCUAAUGCAUCAAAUAUAUCUGUCUUUAGAAGUGGAAUGAAAUCAAGAAAGCAGCCCAGAGGCAAUACUACCAUAUCAAAUAAUUAACUGCACUGUUUAUUUUUUUACCAAAAGGGCUUUGGAUCAAAGUGAAAACCAAUUAAGAACUUAAAAAGUCCAUAUAGGUAACGUAAAUACCUGUAUGUAGACUGUAUAUGCAUAAAAUGCAAGCGGCAUACAUACUGACAUUUUUAUAUAUUCAUAUUAAUAUAUAAAGCAACAAUGUUAUAAGAAGAUAUAUUGAAUGUUAACGUAUUUCAUCUCAGAGAGCGACACUCAAUAUGAAUUGUCCGAUUUCAUUUCAAAGGCAGCAGUGAUUCGAUCAUUCUGUAUCUGUAAAAAGCUAAAAUUGUGACAUCACAAUGACAGGCCUGGCAGGAGAGUUAACAAUGCUGUUAGAUUAUUUAGUAGGGUUAACGUCAUAAUAAUAUGUCUGUACUACUAUGAUGUCAUAAUGUCAUUAACGCGGUCUUCGGUUUUUAAACUGUUUAGAAGGGAUUGUAAUAUAGUUUGGUUGGUAGAAUUUCUUUUUUUUUUUAUAUUAUGAGAAGUACAGAGAGGCAUACAGAUGUUUUGGUUUGGAAAACGGGGGUCCUGAUAUGUUAUUACCUCUGAAACCCACUGGAUAACUAUGCAUAAUCGAAAUAUGUACACAGACACACACACACACAUAUAUUGUGUGUGUGUGUGUGUGUGUGUGUGUGUGUAUAUACACACACACACACACACACACACACACACGCACACACACACACAGAAACAUGUUUGUACAUGUGAAUUCCAAAAACAAGAUGUUUUACCAGUCCUGAAAAGAACCAGAUUUGUGUGUUCACACCAACAUGUUUUGCUCAGACCAUGCCAUCCUGGGGUUUCCUCUUCUCAGGGUGCCCUGUCAGUGCUCACUUGUACCGAGUGACCUCAACAACUGAUUUCGGGCCAGUUUUCUUUUCAUCCUGUCAUGUCUUCUUUGCUUGUUCUGGUUAAAACUGAAGACUGAAAAAAAUCGAUGACAGUUGUAUGUCUUUAAGGGCAAAGGUCGCGAUGGCUCGUCAGCCAUCAGGCAUUUGAACUGUGCAUCCUUCUUGAUGCAUAUUGCCUUCGUGGGGCCGAAUGUGUCCGUAAAUGCUGAUCAAGAAUGUGUUUAUUCAUGUAGUUAGUUAGGUGAUGUGAGAAUGUGCAGAGCAUGUUACAUUGAGCCCUAAAGGAAAUGGAUUGCAUCAUAACCCAUGUUUAAGAGGAGGAACAAGGAUGAUAUUCUCAUGGAUGAUGUUCUCCUGUCUGUAUAUUCUAAUGUCCUGUGGUAAAAAAAAAAAAAUAAUAAUAAUGACAUGAUGUAUGAAACUAUAAUACCUUUUUUUUCUUAGUAUGCAGGUGCUGGAUAGCCUGUUAAUGAUAAUUUAAAAACUACUCAUCAUUAGUUACAUUUUGCAUUAUUAUGAUAAUGGAUAUAUUGUUAUUAUUACUAUUAUUCUGAGAUGGGUUACCACUAUCAAUGAUAAUCUUAAUUUAAGUACAAAGGCUGAGAAUACUAAUGCACAGAGGAAGACGGGAGGUCUCUGAAAGAUCUGUCGUUUUUUUUGUUUCCGCUCCUGCUCGUGUGUUUUUGUUGAAUUUGGUUGUUUUUUGGCACCAUCUGGUGGCCACAGCGCUCUAUUGACCUUUAUGAGUCGGUAGCGGCAUAAAUGAUGUUCAGUUAAACCGAGCUGACCUGGAUGAACUGAGCCCCGCUGGCCGUGUAUCUUUGUUUUCUGUUGUUUUAUUAGGUGUCCUCAACUCAUUUAUUGCAAAAGUUACUAUAACUUUGGUUUUACAUAAACAUUUCUUGUUGUAAAUGGUUUCAUCUA